CUGGUUGUCCCUUUCUCUUUCUCCCCUCCCGCCAUCGUUCUUCUCGCUCCUCUGUUUUUCUCUCUAGGAACCCUAACCAGAGAGUUCGUGCCGAAAGUGAGGAGCGAGUAUGGCUUCAGCAGAGGAUAUGAAUCCAUUGAGCUUGAAGGUGCGUGAGCUGUUGAAGGAGGCCCAGCUCGACUACUCUGCUUCAACAACUAAGCUCGUAGAUGACACCGUUUCGGCCAUUAAAGAAGCAAUUGAUAAAAUACCUGAAGACUUAAAGGUUUCGGCUGAUGUGGCACCGGGUUUUGUCAGAGACAUUGGGGCGGACAAAGUUGAAUUCAAGUUCAAGAAGCCAAAAUCUAUAGAAAUUGGUGGUAGCUAUUCAAUGCGUUGCAUCACAAGGCCGGAUGUAAAUGUGGAUCUUUUUGUUCGAAUGCCAAAGGAAUGUUUCCAUGAGAAAGAUUAUUUGAAUCAUCGAUACCAUGCUAAAAGAUGCCUAUAUCUCUGCAUAAUAAAGAAGUAUCUAAAAUCUUCUUCAUUAAUUCAAAAGGUUGAAUGGUCCACAUUUCAGAAUGAGGCUAGAAAACCUGUAUUGGCUGUCUUUCCAGCCAUGAAGCUUGUUGAAGUUCCUGGGUUUUUUGUAAGAAUAAUUCCCACCGCGACAUCCUUGUUUAGUGUUUCGAAGUUGAACUUGAAGCGGAACAAUGUCCGGUCUCUAAAGCAAGAGGAGGGCGUUCUUCAAGCAACACCAAAGUACAAUAGUAGCAUUUUAGAGGACAUGCUCCUAGAAAAAUUUUCAGACUUCAUCAGAAGAAUUUUUCUCGGAUGGAAGGAACUAGGAGAGGCUCUAAUAUUGCUGAAAGUAUGGGCUCGGCAAAGAAGUUCAAUAUAUGCUCAUGAUUGCUUAAGUGGAUUCCUAAUCUCUGUCAUAGUAGCAUACCUUGCCACAGAAUCCAGCAGGAACUGUAUUAACAAUUCAAUGAAUGCAAUGCAGAUAUUUCGAGUCACAUUGGACUUCAUUGCCACUUCAAAAGUAUGGGAGAGUGGGCUUCUUUUUCGGCCUCAAGGCGUACAGACUACUUCAAAAGAGGAAAGGAAGACAUAUUUACAAUCAUUUCCAGUAGUUGUAUGUGAUCCAUUUGCUGAAUAUAAUUGGGCAUUUCGCAUGACAAAGAGUGGUUUUCUAGAGCUCCGGGAUGAAGCUGCUUUGACACUUGGUUGCAUUAAUAAAUGUAGAGAUGGCGGAUUUGAUGAACUUUUUAUGACCAAGAUCGACUUUGCUGCUAAAUACGACUAUUGCAUAAGAUUGAACUUGAAGGGAAACAGUGAAGUUUAUGCAUUGGGAUUUUGCUUGGAUGAUGAGUGUUGGCGGUUGUAUGAGCAGAAGGUGCAUUUUCUAAUGCAUCAAGGAUUGGGCGAUAGAGCAAAGUUUGUCCGUGUUACCUGGAGUAACACCAUUUCAGAUUGCAAUAUCGAAGAUGGUCUAACAAUGUUUGAUAGAGAGGCAUUGCUCAUUGGAAUCUCAGUCAGCUCCGUAGAGAAUGCUCAGAGAAUGGUUGACAUUGGUCCAAGUCCUGAGAAUAAAGAUGAGGCUCUCAAAUUCCGGAAGUUUUGGGGAGAUAAGGCAGAGCUUCGAAGGUUUACAGAUGGUAGAAUUGCGGAAAGUACAUAUUGGGGAUGCAAGGAAAUGGAAAGAGAGCGAUGGAAGAGACAUCUCAUCAUAAAAAGCAUCACUGAGCAUGUCUUGUUACGGCAUCUUUCUUUGUCAAAAGGAAAUGUUAUGCACAUUGCAGAUCAACUUGAUUUUUGUUUGCUUCAUGGCACUGGAGAUUUUUCAGAUCCUAUAUCUUUUACUGGAAGUUUGCUUGAAGCAUUUGAAAUUCUUUCAAAACAUUUACGCCUUCUCAAUGACAUUCCUUUGAGGGUAUCUAGCGUGCAGCCUCUUGACCCAGCUUUCAGGUUCACGUCUGUGUCCCCUCCUGAACCUCAUCCUCUAGCUUAUGAAAAGGGUGUUGAUCUAAGAUUACAAAAGCUCACUUCAACCUGUAUACAGCCCCUGGAAGUUAUGAUUCAGUUGGAAGGUUCUGGAAACUGGCCAAUGGAUGAAGUGGCAAUUGAGAAGACUAAAUCUGCUUUCCUUCUCAAAAUUGGAGAAAGUCUCCAGAACAGCUGGGGAAUGACAUGCACUGCUACCGAAGAUGAUGUGGAUGUCUUUGUGUCUGGAUAUGCAUUUCGUCUCAAAAUUUUGCAUGAGAGAGGCCUAAGCUUGCUGAAAAAGCAAAUUGCAAGCGAUCAAGUGAAGCGGGUCUACUCUACUGAUAGGAAGCUUUUUGUUCGCGGGCAGCAUUCUAGUAUGAUUAAUGGUUUGCAGGGGCGUUACCCAAUAUAUGGACCAGUUGUUAGGAUCGCAAAACGUUGGGUUGCUGCACAUCUUUUUUCCACUUCCUUGGUGGAGGAGGCAAUUGAGCUGCUGGUUGCUUAUCUCUUUUUGAAGCCUCUGCCUUUUUAUGCUCCUUGCUCGCGAAUUACAGGAUUUCUAAGGUUUUUGCGGUUACUGUCAGAGUAUGACUGGACCUACUCUGCUUUAAAUAUUGAUAUAAAUGGUGAUUUGACUCCAGAUGAUGAAAAAGAGAUCAAUGAGAAUUUUUUGUCAAGUAGAAAAGCUUAUCAAGAAAGCACGCAAAAUCUAAACCCGGCCAUGUUCUUGGCCACAGCUUAUGACAAGGCAUCUGAAGCUUGGACUCGAUCAUCACCGAACUCCUCGGAGCUGAGACGACUGGUGGCCUAUGCACGAAGCAGUGCAAAUUUGUUGACCACACUCAUUUUGCGUGAUCAGGUUGAUGCGUACAGAUGGGAGUGCCUUCUCCGAACUCCUUUAAACAAUUACAACGCUGUUAUCCUUCUCCACAGGGACAGAUUACCUUACCCCCAACGGCUUCUCUUUCCCUCUGAAAUGAACCAAGGGAGGCAUGUGGUCCGCGGAAAUGCUAGCAAGAACUUCCAUCCCUUCAUUUUACCCGUUGGCACAAACGGGAGCUUAGAGGAGUUGAGGAGCUUAGAGGAGUUGAAAGAUAAGUUGAUGGUAGACUUCGAUCCACAGAGAUAUUUUGUGGGGGAUCUGGAGGCAAGUUUUACGAGAAAAAAAAAAAAAAAAAACUCUUUGAUAUUAAAUUCCACCAUCAAUGCUUUUCUUGCUGAUUUUUUUCUACAAUAUUUGUAGAAAGCGUUCCCUAGCACGUUCAAGGUUUGGUAUGAUUCCGUGGGGGGUGAUGCUAUAGGUUUGACAUUGGAGAGAUCUUGUUCCAAGAAGCGGGGACGAGAGGAAGAAGAAAAAGAUUUGAUUGACAUGCUAAAAACUGUUGGUGAGGUCGGGAAAGGGUUUGUGAGGAGUAUUUAUUUUCUUAAAGCACCGAGGUUGAGUAAUUAGAAGAUAUUAUAUAAUUACU
Cornus florida is the source of this 3431-nucleotide messenger RNA. RefSeq lists its product as uncharacterized. Gene Ontology annotation, cellular component: UTP-C complex; CURI complex; small-subunit processome. Lineage: Eukaryota; Viridiplantae; Streptophyta; Magnoliopsida; Cornales; Cornaceae. Gene Ontology annotation, biological process: rRNA processing; tRNA export from nucleus. The transcript has 25 exons. Bases 110 to 3205 code for a protein of 1031 amino acids. The record is from RefSeq and is a predicted model, not a curated record.